Messenger RNA from Maniola jurtina (meadow brown), 597 nucleotides. RefSeq lists its product as uncharacterized. The coding region runs from base 1 to 597 and encodes 198 amino acids. NCBI's taxonomy places the organism in Eukaryota, Metazoa, Arthropoda, Insecta, Lepidoptera, Nymphalidae. The transcript has 4 exons. The record is from RefSeq and is a predicted model, not a curated record.
AUGGUCAUUAAAUUCAAGAAGAAACUCUUGUAUUUAGCUGUGCUCGCUUGCUGUGUCUCCUUUCUGAUCACAAAAUGUUUAAGCAAAAGGAUGAUGUAUUUUAGCUUGGAGCGCCCACAAGUCACUUGGUUUGACAAGGAGUACUAUUCGAGUGUCAUCUUCAAAUCAAGACGUCUCAGCAGGAAUGAUCCCGUCCAUUAUGUCACUGUAAACUAUACUUCAUUGAAAGUUAUGAAUAACAAUUUUACGGUAAGCCUAUACUUUUACCAGCUGCUUUCAAAUGUUUACAAGAGGAGUUUCGUGGAUAUUCAUCUGAAGUUCUGCGAUCUGUGGGAAAAGGAUGAGAUAGUUGGAGAUGCGUUCAGAUCAGGGUAUUAUCGAGUGCCGGAGAAGGAGAGAGUGCUGUCCGUAUUGAAAUGCCCAGGCCCACCCGGGUUUUACAGCUAUCUGAACAUGAAGUUUCGGCUCACUGCGCUCAUGGAUACGUUCCCCUUCCAGGAAGGCCGAGUGUACGUGAAUGUGACGGACAGAGGCAGACCUACGGGACAAGGGUCCAUUGACUUCAAUAUAAAAGCACUGCGGAACUCCAAGAAAUAA